UGGGUUUAACACAUGGAGCGACAACUACUUUCAAGCAGCACGAUUUAUUUUGAAGGAGAUUUGACGGAAGUUUGGCCUUUAUUCGCUGUGUGUUCAACACAGGCGAGCCAAGAUGGCGGAGUACCUGGCGUCCAUUUUUGGGACAGAGAAAGAUAAAGUCAACUGCUCUUUUUAUUUUAAAAUUGGUGCAUGUCGUCAUGGAGAUCGCUGCUCCAGAUUGCACAACAAGCCAACCUUCAGCCAGACUAUUGCCCUACUGAACAUUUACCGGAACCCUCAAAACAGUGCCCAGUCUGCUGAUGGUCUGACCUGUGCCAUCAGUGACAUGGAGAUGCAGGAGCACUAUGAUGAGUUUUUUGAGGAGGUUUUCACAGAGAUGGAAGAGAAAUAUGGAGAAGUGGAAGAAAUGAACGUUUGUGACAACCUGGGGGACCACCUAGUAGGGAAUGUGUAUGUGAAGUUCCGCUAUGAAGAGGAUGCUGAGAAGGCUGUGAUAGACCUGAACAAUCGGUGGUUUAAUGGACAACCCAUCCAUGCUGAGCUUUCACCAGUUACAGACUUCAGAGAAGCCUGCUGUCGCCAGUAUGAAAUGGGGGAGUGCACUCGUGGUGGCUUCUGUAACUUCAUGCAUCUGAAGCCCAUCUCGCGUGAACUGAGGAGAGAGCUGUAUGGACGCCGGAGGAAGGGCCGUCACAGGUCACGGUCUCGAUCGAGAGACAGGCGAUCUCGCUCAAAGGACAGAGGUCGUGGAGGUGGAGGUGGAGGUGGCCGUGACCAUGAUAGACGCCGCUCCAGAGACAGAGAGCGUUCGGGACGAUUCUGAACCACAAGCCAUGUCUGAUCAUCCCUCCCUAUGUCUAUUCACAUCUUUUUCUUUUUGUACCCUUUUUGUACCUACGUUUGUACCCAUUCAGAUCUGUUUUAGGGGUAAUUGAAAGGUACCCAUUUUUAAAGCUGUGACAGCAUUGUUUUUGUUUUCCUGGUUCCUGAAAAUGGCUUUCACUUCAUUAAAUUGAACAUUUUUACUUAACAUGAUUGUUUCGAAUGUUAUGCAGAAAAUGUCCAUGCUUAAACCACCUGCCUCUGUGAGUGAGAUUAACAAAAACAAUCUACAAUUGCUUUGUGUUGAACCAGAAAUACCAUCAAAACAUUUUGUUACCUUUAUCAAAUACAUUUUUGGCUUAAUAAAAGUUAAAUAACUAAA
Messenger RNA from Betta splendens (Siamese fighting fish), 1204 nucleotides. It is a transcript of the gene u2af1, whose product is annotated as U2 small nuclear RNA auxiliary factor 1. The record is from RefSeq and is a predicted model, not a curated record. Bases 113 to 823 code for a protein of 236 amino acids. Gene Ontology annotation, molecular function: metal ion binding; pre-mRNA 3'-splice site binding. Gene Ontology annotation, cellular component: spliceosomal complex; U2AF complex. Gene Ontology annotation, biological process: mRNA splicing, via spliceosome. NCBI's taxonomy places the organism in Eukaryota, Metazoa, Chordata, Actinopteri, Anabantiformes, Osphronemidae. The transcript is spliced from 8 exons.